Pongo pygmaeus (Bornean orangutan) is the source of this 1607-nucleotide messenger RNA. RefSeq names its product leukocyte-associated immunoglobulin-like receptor 1. Gene Ontology annotation, biological process: immune response-regulating signaling pathway. Gene Ontology annotation, cellular component: plasma membrane. Lineage: Eukaryota; Metazoa; Chordata; Mammalia; Primates; Hominidae. The record is from RefSeq and is a predicted model, not a curated record.
GAUUUGAGCUGUGAUGCUGGCACCUGGCAGACCAUGUCCUGUGUGUUUUUCAGUUUUGCUCAGUUCCUGACCCUGGUAUUGCAGAAGCUUUUUCACAUCUAUGACACCUGCUAUGUCUUGGUAAACCCUGGAAGGGAAAGGAGGACAAGGUUAAAAUACUGUUCCGAGGACCUGGUCUCUCCACAGUGCAGGCUGGAGGUGGCAGCCCGUGGAAAGCCAAGUUCAUCCACCAUCGGAGCCCAGGCCAGGCUGCCACGGCUAAUAUUCAGGACAAAGCCAGGGACAGGUCGGGAAUCCUAUGAAGAUGAUCAUCGUCCUGAGGUCUUCCUUCCAGGGUUGCAUCCGGGCCAGAAGAUGGAAAGAGAAAUGGUGCUCUGCCUGGCCCAGAUGAUCCACACGCAGGAGGGGGCCCUGCCCAGACCCUCCAUCUCGGCUGAGCCAGGCACUGUGAUCCCCCUGGGGAGGCCUGUGACCUUCCAGUGCCGGGGCCCGGUUGGGGUUUACGCAUUCCGCCUGGAGAGGGAGGAUAGAGCCAAGUACAAUGAUAGUUGUAAUGUGUUUCGACUUGGUCCAUCUGAGUCAGGGGCCAGAUUCCACAUUGACUCAGUAAGUGAAGGCAAUGCCGGGCUUUAUCGCUGCAUCUAUUAUAAGCCCCCUGGAUGGUCUGAGCACAGUGACUUCCUGGAGCUGCUGGUAAAAGAAACCUCUGGAGGCCCAGACUCCCCCGACACAGAGCUCGGCUCCUCAGCUGGACCCAUGCAGAGGCCGUCGGACAACAGUCACAAUGAGCAUGCACCUGCUUCCCAAGGCCUGAGUGCUGAGCUUUAUUUUCUCAUCGGGGUCUCAGUGGUCUUCCUCUUUUGUCUCCUCCUCCUGGUCCUCUUCUUCCUCCGUCGCCAGAAUCAGAUAAAGCAGGGGCCCCCCAGAAGCAAGGACGAGGAGCAGAAGUCACAGCAGAGGCCCGACCUGACUGUUGAUGUGCUAGAGAGGACAGCAGACAAGACCACAGUCAAUGGACUUCCUGAGAAGGACAGAGAGACGGACACCUCGGCCCCGGCUGCAGGGAGUUCCCAGGAGGUGACGUAUACUCAGCUGGACCACUGGGCCCUCACACGGAGGACAGCCCAGGCUGUGUCCCCACAGUCCACAAAGCCCAUUGCCGAGCCCAUCACGUAUGCAGCCAUUGCCAGACACUGACCCCAUACCCACCUGGCCUCUGCACCUGAGGAUAGAAAUUCACUCUAGGAAAAGCCUGAAGCAGCCUUUUGGAAGGCUUCCCCUUGGGCUUAUCCUCAUCUGGAAAGCCAGCCAGGCAGCUGUCCUGGAGACAAGAGCUGGAGACUGGAGUUUUCUAACCAGCAUCCAGAAGUUUCCUUAACUAGGUGGUCCCUUCUACAAUUGACCAACUCCUUGGAUAGAUUGUGUUGCAGUUGAUUCCAGAGACCCAGAUACAUACACCUGACUACUUCUAGAAACCAAGCUCUAAUCACCUGGCUGUUUCCAGAGACCCAUCUACAAUUGUCUGGCUGUCUCUAAAGACCCAGCUACAGUGAUCUGACUGUUUCUAGAGACUCUGUUUUAGUUGCCUGGCUAUUUCUAGAGACAUA